AUGAGAAAUUUAAAGAUUUUAAAUGCAGCUCUAUUGUGUGUGCCAAAGAUUUUGGCUAACAUAUGUGCCCCUAAUCAAGGAAAACCAGGAAUUAUGAUUAUGAACCCAGGUCAGCUAGAAAAUUGUGCGACUCCCAAUAAACCAUUAAUUUAUAACCCUCCCGCAGGACAACAAGGAAGACCUGGAAGUGAUUGUAUUGUAGGCGGAGGACAAGGUGGAUACCCAUCUCAUGGCGGUUUACCAUCUCAAAACGGUUCAAUGCCACAAAUUUGUACAAGUGGAAAUUAUCCAGGAAGCAAUAUGCCAGGUGGAAAUUAUCCAGGAGGCAAUAUGCCAGGAGGACAAAACUUGAUACCCGGCCAAGGAAUCCCAACAGCACCAGGAGGUCAAUAUCCUAUGGUACCCGGCCAAGGAAUUCUAACAAUGCCAGGCCAGUAUACUAUGGUACCCCAGCAACCACCACAAUAUGUGCCAGUAGUCCCAGUAGUACCUGCUGCUCCUGUACAAUCAGCGGUUCCUGCCCCCGCAUAUCCCCCCAGUGCACCUCAGCCACCUAAUGUUACUCAAAUAAUUCAAUCCACACCACCACCAGCCACCACAAUUAUACAACCAACAACUCCUCAAGUUCCUUCUACAAAUGUGCCUGCACAACCAACUAAACCGCCAGGACAAGAAACUCAGUGUACUGUCAAACAGACUGUCGAUUGUGUACCUAUUAAUCCUGAAGAAGAAGUUCCUGAAGUGCCAACUACACCUGGUGAAUCCACUAAUCCAAAUAAUCCUCAAGGAAACAAUCCACCGGCUCAAACAAUUGUUCAUGUCACGCCCGCUCCAACAACUCCACCAAUGCCUCCUCAAUAUUCCCCUCAACCAUGUAUACCUCAGCAAGUUAAUCCACCUUCUAGCAAUACAGGCGCCUCAAAUUUACCAUAUUGUAUUCCAAAUAACUCAACAGGAUCACCCUCUUAUUCACAACAGGGAACACCACAAGGAACACCUAAUGGAUUACCUCAAGGACCUGUCAAUGCUAUCUAUGUACCAACUGUAAUUUCACCGCCUGCUUCAGCUCCAACAACUGAUUGUGCAUCUCCAGCAAAUUUGAUUAAUUCUUUAUGUGAUACUGCAGCUCAACAAGGACAAUCAAUGGGAUAUAAAGGAGGUAAUUGUGAUGUUCAAAGUAAUAUCGAGUGUCUUAAUAAAAUGAUAAAUUCUCCCCCACAAGCUUCACCCUAUGAUGCUAUGGAAUGUGUUACUCCUCAAAAACCAAUGGUCGAUGUAGGUGUAUUAGUACCCGCCUCUGAUGCUUAUUUACAAGCACACCAGAAUGUAUGCGUACAAUAA
Molecule: messenger RNA, 1341 nt
Organism: Vairimorpha ceranae
Lineage: Eukaryota; Fungi; Microsporidia; Nosematidae
Exons: 1
Coding region: 1-1341 (446 amino acids)
Source: RefSeq, a predicted model, not a curated record